Messenger RNA from Ananas comosus (pineapple), 1120 nucleotides. RefSeq names its product mitochondrial import inner membrane translocase subunit TIM22-4. Gene Ontology annotation, cellular component: TIM22 mitochondrial import inner membrane insertion complex. The record is from RefSeq and is a predicted model, not a curated record. Gene Ontology annotation, molecular function: transmembrane protein transporter activity. The coding region runs from base 217 to 723 and encodes 168 amino acids. Gene Ontology annotation, biological process: protein insertion into mitochondrial inner membrane. The transcript is spliced from 4 exons. NCBI's taxonomy places the organism in Eukaryota, Viridiplantae, Streptophyta, Magnoliopsida, Poales, Bromeliaceae.
AAAAAAAAGAAAAAAAAAAGAAAAGAAGAAGCCGCCUUAAAAACGGCGCGGCAACGCCUACCAUUCCUCUCUCUCUCCUCCUCUUCCUCCUCCGUUUCCUUUUUUAGGGUUUCUCUAAACCCUAAUCUCCAACGCUUCUUCAUCAACCCUAGAAGCGUCGGUGGAUGCUCCUCUCCUCCUACUCCUCCUCCACCUUCACCUCCGGAGCUUAAAUCCAUGGACACCUCCGCUGGGGGGUCGGAGCCCCGAGAAGCCCCAAAGGAAGCGGAGAAGCCGAAUAUCGAGCCGUUGCGGCUUCCAACGGUCGAGGAAAUGCGGGGCCAGGAUAUAUGGAACAAUUGCGCCGUUCGGAGCGUCGUUAGUGGGAUCAUGGGAGGUGGUCUUGGUCUGUUCAUGGGCUUGUUAUUUGGAGCUUUGGACAAUCCACUUAUGCAGGAGCAGAUGACUGCAAGACAACAAUUCAUUUAUACAGCUAAGCAGAUGGGCAGGAGAAGUUGGAGCUCCGCAAAAACUUUUGCUUUUAUGGGUUUGAUAUUCUCCGCUGCUGAAUGUGUUGUAGAGAAGGCUCGAGCAAAACAUGACACAACAAACACUGUUGUUGCUGGUUGUGUUACUGGAGGAGCUCUUUCUGCAAAAGGUGGCCCAAAGGCUGCUUGUGCUGGAUGUGCAGGUUUCGCUGCAUUUUCUGUGGUGAUCGAAAAGUUCCUCGAUCGACAUGGUUGAUGAACAGGUGACCGCAACAUGCUUUUUUAGCCUUGUAUUAUUGGAACGCAGCAAAUUAAUGUAGGGAUUUUGAGUUCUUCCAUCCCUUCACACUCUUAGAGAUCAGUAAGAUUUAAGAUGAUUUCUUUCGAGCGGAUUUUGUCUCCAUUUUUUUUUUUUUUUUUGUGGGGGUGAGGGGCUUGGUCCUUCACAUUUAGAUUCCUUCGAAAAUUUUGGCUAUUUAUUACGAGUUUUGCUAUUCCUGAUUCUUCGCACUUACAUGAUUUCAUAUGGGUAUCUCAAACCCAUUCAUGUAUUCGGAUGGUGACCAGUGAACAAAAUUGAUGAAUUUUUGCUGUUGGAUGUAUUAUUAAUAUAUGCUUAACUAUAAAUAAAUGGCAACUAUCUCUACUCCGAU